Hyphopichia burtonii NRRL Y-1933 is the source of this 2883-nucleotide messenger RNA. RefSeq names its product Chs8p (gene CHS8). The record is from RefSeq and is a predicted model, not a curated record. Lineage: Eukaryota; Fungi; Ascomycota; Pichiomycetes; Serinales; Debaryomycetaceae. Gene Ontology annotation, molecular function: chitin synthase activity. Bases 1 to 2883 code for a protein of 960 amino acids. Gene Ontology annotation, cellular component: cell periphery; cell septum. The transcript has a single exon.
AUGGUACCACCAGCUUUGAAUCACCGUAAUACUUCUAGCUAUAGUACUAUGAUUGAUGAAGAAGAUGCAUUUGAAAAAUUGAAUGGAUCAUAUGGCAGUUUAAACUCUGAUAAAAGAAAUAAAACGGUUGCUUUCCAAGAUUUAGCUCCAGAAUACCCACCAAAUAUUUAUAGUCCAGGUAAAACCAAUCAUUUAAUGAAUGACUUUGAAAUGGAUAAUAUGGAGCCACUUGAAGAAGGCUCAAGACCAAUGAGACCAUAUUCUACCUAUUUCAAUGGGGAAGACUAUAUGAUCAAUCCAUUAGAAGAUGCUGAUGGAAGUGAUGAUUUUGAUCCCUUUGGAGAUGAUGAUUCAUUAUUUUCAGAUACAGGAGAAGAAAUUAUGAGAAGAGGAACUACAAUCAAAAGAUUAAAUAGGAAAAACACCAUGCAAAGUCAUAAAACAAAAGCUACCGGAACCUCUUCAGCGCUUGAAAACGAUGAUGAUGAAUUUUUAGGCUAUGGGGAAGAAGAUGAUGAAGAUGAUGAUUUCAAACCAAAAUUAAAUUACACCAAAACCAUUAAAAAGGCAAAAUUAGUUGAUGGGAAUUAUGUAAUUGAUGCUCCAGUCCCACAAGCUUUAUUAGAUACCUAUGGUAAAAAAAUUAGCGAUGGAGGAAGAGAAAUGUCAUUUAUGAGAUAUACAGCAGCCACAUGUGGACCAUCAAAUUUUCAAGCUUUCAAAUAUAAUAUCAGACAAGCAUUAUAUUCACCACCACGUCAAACUGAAAUUUUAGUUUGUAUUACUAUGUAUAAUGAAGAUGAAAUAUUAUUAGCAAGAACAUUGAAAGGGGUUUUCAAUAAUAUUAAAAAUUUAACUAAUAGAUCCGAUCCAUGUUGGGGAGAAGAUUCUUGGAAAAAAAUCACUGUUUGUAUAAUCAAUGAUGGUAGAGCACAAUUAAAUAAGAGAUCAGAAAAAUUAUUAAGUGCAUUAGGUGUUUAUCAAGAAGGAUAUGCUAAAUCCAAAAUUAAUGAUAAAGAUGUUAAAGCACAUAUUUAUGAAUACACUUCAACUGUUGGAAUUGAUGUUGUUAAUGAUCGAGUUCAUUUAGGACCAAAUUCCAAUCCGGUUCAAUUUUUAUUCUGUUUAAAAGAAAAGAAUUCAAGAAAAAUUAAUUCCCAUAGAUGGUGUUUCCAAUCAUUUUGUCCAAUUUUGAAUCCAAAAGUUGUUAUGUUAUUAGAUUGUGGUACUCAACCAUCUAAAGAUGCAUUUUAUCAUUUAUGGAGAUCAUUCCACGAUCCAAAUGUUGCUGGUGCAUGUGGAGAAAUGAGAGCCUCAUUAGGACCAGGAAGAAAAUUAUUGGGUAAUCCACUUGUUGCAGCACAAAAUUUUGAAUAUAAAAUCUCCAAUAUUUUAGAUAAACCCAUGGAAUCAGUUUUUGGAUUUAUUUCAGUGUUACCGGGGGCAUUUUCAGCAUAUAGGUACGAAGCCUUACUUAAUGUUGAUGGAGAAGGACCAUUAGAAAAAUAUUUCAAGGGGGAAUUUUUACAUAAUGAUACCCAGGUUAAUAAUGAAGAAGAUGAUGAACGACAAUUAAAGGAACGUAAUUUCCGUCAAGCCGGGAUUUUCACCUCGAAUAUGUAUUUAGCAGAAGAUCGUAUUUUAUGUUUUGAAUUAGUUGCUAAAAAGAAGCAUAAUUAUAUUUUGAGAUAUGUUAAUGAAGCUAAAGCCGAAACUGAUGUACCGGAAAAACUUGAUGAAUUUGUAUUACAAAGAAGAAGAUGGUUAAACGGGUCACUUUUCGCUGCUGGAUAUGCGGUAUUCCAUUGGACUAAGAUUUGGAAAUCUAAUCAUUCCUUAAUACGUAAAAUGGUGUUACAAAUUGAAUUUUAUUAUCAAUUUAUUACAUUAUUAGUUUCAUGGUUUUCAAUUGCAUCAUUUUUCUUAGUUUUCCGAAUUUUAACCAAGAAUUUGGGUGCAAAAGAUAUGAAUUUUGGAGUUGGGAAAUAUUUGGCGGUUAUAACGUUGUGGAUUUAUGUUGGAGCGGUUGUUUGUACUUUUGUUUUAGGUUUUGGUAAUACUCCCAGAGGAACCAAAAAGUUUUAUACGGUUAUAGCGGUUUGUUUUGCAAUUUUAAUGUGUUAUAUUAUGUUUGCUACGAUUUUUUUGGCGGUACAUACUGUUCAAGAUCAAUUACAUGAACAUAAAGAUAAUUUAACUGCAAUUAUGGUUUUCACUGAUCGAAAAUUCCGAGAUUUGGUUGUUUCAUUAGCAUCUACUUAUACCCUUUAUUUUGCCGGAGCAUUUAUGUAUGGAGAACCAAGUUUUAUGUUUACUUCGUUUAUUCAAUAUAUCUUAUUAUCCCCAUCCUAUAUUAACAUUUUGAAUAUUUACUCCUUUUGUAAUAUUCAUGAUGUUUCUUGGGGUACCAAAGGAGAAGAAAAAGUUAAGGAUUUAGGUAGUGCUAAAUCAACUAGUGAAGAUAAUAUUGUUAUGAUUGCCCCCGGAUUACAAGAAGAAUUAAAUGAAUCUUAUUUAAAUACGUUGGAAAGCUUGAGACAAGCUCCUGAAGUGGUUAUUCCAAUAAAUAACAAAAAGAAUCACGAUGAUUCUUAUUAUGCAUUAGUGAGAACCUUGACGGUAUUGGUUUGGAUGUUAACCAAUGCAAUUUUAAUUGCAAUUGUAUUAGAAGCCGGUGGAGUUGACACCUUAACCAAUUCCGAUUCUGAAAGUUUGAGUGGGAAUUCCGAAAUCUUCUUAUCAAUCAUUUUAUGGAUUGUGGCUGCAUUGGCCCUCUUCAGAUUUAUCGGAAGUACCCUCUACUUAAUUUUCAAAGUUAUGAGACCGUUGAAAUGGAAAUUGAGAAGCAAAAAAUUACUCUCUAAAGCGAAAAAUAAUAACUAA